This is a messenger RNA of Plasmodium vivax (malaria parasite P. vivax), 863 nucleotides long. Its product is annotated as variable surface protein Vir23, truncated, putative. The annotation marks the transcript as partial. The transcript is spliced from 3 exons. Lineage: Eukaryota; Apicomplexa; Aconoidasida; Haemosporida; Plasmodiidae. The record is from RefSeq and is a predicted model, not a curated record.
AAUUGGAUGCAGAAUUAAAAAGAAGUGAUGGAUUGAAUGAAAAAUGUAAACUAUGUGAAGAUAAUAUUGCAAGUGAAAAAGAAAAUGGACCAGAACUAAUUAAUUUAUGUAAAAAAAUUUGUAGAAUUAUACUAAAUGUACCUGAAAUUUUAGAUAAAUGUAAAGCAUCUGAUGAUAAUAAAAAAUGCCAAUAUAUGAGCCAUUGGUUAUAUGAUAAAGUUAUAAGUUUUACUAAUGGUACACACCAAUUUCUUAAUUUAUACGUAGUUCUAUCUAUGUAUAGUGUUUUCAAUAAAGAAAAAUUUAAGAAUUGUACACUCGAGAAUUUUAACGUAGAUAAAGAAACAUUUAAUAGAAAACAUAUUUUAUAUGAAUUUCUAGAAAGUUAUGAUGAUAUGAAAAAAAAAAUUGAUAGUCAAAGUGAACUGUAUACUGCAUUAUAUUGCAAACUUAUUAAAGAAAAUUUUCUUUUUUAUAAUGAAGUUAAGGACAAAUGUACCAGUCAAGCUACUUGUGGUUAUUUUGAACAAUUAAAAAGGUUUAAGGGGAAAUUUUCCCAAAAAGGCGAGUUAAAUUAUAUAUAUCAAAAAUGUAAGUACAAAGAGACAACAUGUAAAGAUCCAUAUAAUAUUAUAAAUGUACUACUCAAUGUUGCAAUCAUAUCGGUUCCAACAUUGGCAAUAUUUUUAAUUAUGUUUAAGUUUACUCCCUUUGGAGGAAAAUUGAAUAGAAUAAAUGCAAAACGAAGAAAAACUGGAAGCAAAAAGAAAGAAGAAAACAUUGAAGAUUACAUGAAUAAUUAUGCUGCAUAUGUGGAUAACAUAAUGAAAAACAGGGUUAACGUAGCUUAUCAUGCUUCAUAA